Eucalyptus grandis is the source of this 1145-nucleotide messenger RNA. RefSeq names its product 50S ribosomal protein L15, chloroplastic. Gene Ontology annotation, molecular function: structural constituent of ribosome. Gene Ontology annotation, biological process: translation. Bases 79 to 900 code for a protein of 273 amino acids. The transcript is spliced from 4 exons. The record is from RefSeq and is a predicted model, not a curated record. Gene Ontology annotation, cellular component: cytosolic large ribosomal subunit; ribosome. NCBI's taxonomy places the organism in Eukaryota, Viridiplantae, Streptophyta, Magnoliopsida, Myrtales, Myrtaceae.
AACCGGGUCUUAUCCGUUAGCAAAAACACGUUCCGAUAGCCGAAGCAUCGGCACUCCAUCUUCAACUCGCUCUCGUCCAUGGCGUCUCUCCUCUCCCUCUCUUCGGCUCCUUUAACGAGGCUCGCCGUCGUCUCCAAUCAUCCCUCUUCCUCGUUCAAGGGGGGCUCCGGCAGCUUGAGAGCGAGACCGUGUUUGUUCCCUCCCGCGAAGCUGAUUCAGCUGAAGAGCAGACAGCGGCAGAAGCCCACGCUCGUCGUCAGCGGCAAGGCGUCUUCGUCGCCGGCCGUCGAGCAGCCGUCGUCGUCCUCCCCCGCCCGUUUCAGGCUGGACAACCUGGGACCCCAGCCUGGGUCGAGGAAGAAGGCCAAGAGAAAGGGUAGGGGUCAUUCGGCGGGCCAAGGGGGGAGCUGUGGGUUCGGGAUGAGGGGCCAGAAGUCCCGGUCUGGACCGGGCGUCAUGAGGGGCUUCGAGGGCGGUCAAAUGCCGCUCUACCGGCGUAUCCCUAAAUUGCGUGGCAUUGCGGGAGGCAUGCAUGCGGGAUUACCUAAGUAUGUUCCUGUCAAUCUAAAGGACAUUGAAGCAGCCGGAUUUCAAGAAGGGGAUGAGGUGUCUCUAGAGACUUUAAAGAGUAAGCGUCUGAUUAACCCAUCUGGAAGAGAAAGGAAACUCCCUUUGAAGAUUUUAGGAGACGGGGAACUAAGUGUCAAGUUAACUGUAAAGGCCCGUGCCUUUUCAGCAGCAGCGAAAGAGAAGCUCGAAGCUGCUGGCUGUUCCCUCACUGUCUUGCCUGGGCGAAAGAAGUGGGUUAAGCCUUCUGUUGCCAAGAACUUGGCACGUGCCGAAGAGUACUUUGCCAGGAAAAGGGCUGCAUCUGCUGCUGCAUCGGAACCCUCUACGUGAGCCAUUUCAAACUUUCAAGGUGUUCCCUUUUUGGCCCCUCUCUCUCCUGUGUCUAGUUGCCCUUCUAUCUCUCAUGUUGAAGUUGCAUCUCUUACCGUAUCUCCAAUUCAUUACCAUUAGUUUAGUUCAGCACUAGAAAGGUGCGAAUCAAGCUUUGUUUCCUGUAGAUUCAUUCGAAAUUUACUAUAAAACUCUAGCAAGUCUAAAUGCAGUCUGAAUGCAGAUGUCUGCUGAUUCUUUCUGUA